UCAUGCCCUGUCGCUACCCACGAAAGUUGACGAAUAUCAGGCUCCAGCGAGUGAACUAGGUGGAGGAAUCCAAAUUUCUGGUGAUCACUGUAGCAGUACCUGUGAAACGAAUGACAGUCUUAACGCGAACGUUGAUGGACAGCUUUGCAGCAAUGCUCUGCCCGAUCACUUAAAAGAGGGCUUGGAUAUUGUGAUCGUUGGAAUUAAUCCGAGUAUAGCCUCGGCUCAUCUGGGUCAUCACUACGCGGGUCCUGGAAAUCACUUUUGGACCUGUUUGACCGAGGCCGGCCUGGUUCCGACGGAAGUCACAUGUUAUGAUGACAUGAAUAUGCUUGACUACGGAAUCGGAUUCACAAACGUUUGCACGCGUGCAACUAAAGGAGCAGCUGAACUCACGCGCAAAGAGAUGAAGGCUGGCUCAGCCGUUAUGUUGGACAAAAUUCGUAAAUACAAGCCCAAGAUUGCAGUUUUUAAUGGAAAAGGUAUUUAUGAAGCCUUCAUUGGUCACAAAAACUUCAGUAUGGGAAAGCAGCCCCAGCCACUCGCAGGAACAGACACAGUUGUUUUCGUUAUGCCCUCUUCAAGUGCCCGAUGCGCUCAGUUGCCUCGUGCUGAAGACAAACUGCCCUUUUUCAUUGCCCUCCGAAAACUGCGUGAGUAUCUUAGAGGCGAACGCCCUGAACUAUCCGACUCAGAAGUCGUUUUUAACGACUACACCGAGUUCCGGGUCACACAGCCAGAUCCAAAGAGCCUACGGAAGGCUGAAAGACGAAGAAAACGUAAAGCUGAGGCCGCUGCUGCGGCCGCCGCAGCUGCAAUGGCAACUGGGGACACCAAUGCUCAGUUGACAGUUUCUGGUACCAAUUGCAGCGGCCUACUUCUCAAGACUGAACUCAACCACCCCUCUGGCACCGAGGCUUGCUUGACCGGUUCUCCAUGUACGUAG
Dibothriocephalus latus is the source of this 946-nucleotide messenger RNA. The record is from the annotation of a GenBank genome assembly. NCBI's taxonomy places the organism in Eukaryota, Metazoa, Platyhelminthes, Cestoda, Diphyllobothriidea, Diphyllobothriidae.